Lasiodiplodia theobromae is the source of this 1518-nucleotide messenger RNA. Its product is annotated as MFS sugar transporter. Gene Ontology annotation, biological process: transmembrane transport; carbohydrate transport. Gene Ontology annotation, molecular function: carbohydrate:proton symporter activity. The record is from RefSeq and is a predicted model, not a curated record. The coding region runs from base 1 to 1518 and encodes 505 amino acids. Gene Ontology annotation, cellular component: membrane. The transcript has 5 exons. Lineage: Eukaryota; Fungi; Ascomycota; Dothideomycetes; Botryosphaeriales; Botryosphaeriaceae.
AUGGCUCUUCCUCCGAAGUGGUACCAGUUUCUGGUCUGCGUCUUCGCCUCGCUCGGCUCCGUGCUUUACGGAUACGAUCUGGGUGUCAUCGCCGAGGUCAUUGCAAGCCAGUCUUUCCGUGCAAAGUUUGGUAAAAACGACAAUGAACACGGAGCCGUUGUCUCCAUCUUCACCGGUGGUGCCUUCUUUGGUGCCAUGUUCGCCGGCGUCACGAACGACUGGCUCGGACGCAAAUACACCAUUCUUAUUGGCGCGCUGGUUUUCUGCUUGGGCGGCGGUCUUCAGACGGGUGCUCAAACAAUCGACUACCUGUACUCAGGCCGUUGCCUUGCCGGAGUUGGCGUCGGUUUCCUCGUCAUGGUCGUCCCUCUCUACCAAGCUGAGCUGGCUCAUCCCAGCAUCCGUGGCCGAGUCACCGCUCUCCAGCAGUUCAUGCUUGGCAUUGGCGCCCUGGCUGCUUCAUGGAUUUCCUAUGGAACUUACAUUGGCUAUGCCGAAGACGACAACCGCCAGUGGCGCGUCUCUCUGGGUCUCCAGGUCGUCCCGGCCGGUCUUCUGGCCCUCCUUAUCCUGUUCUUCCCCGAGUCGCCUCGUUGGUUGAUGGACCAUGGCAAGCCCGACGUGGCCUUGAGGACUCUGGCACAGCUGCAUUCCCACGGCGACGAGACAGACGCAUGGGUGCGCGCCGAGUUCGAGCAGAUCCAGGAGGCCAUUAGCCUCGAACAUGAGCACGAGGCCAAGUCGUACUUUGAGCUCUUCACAGACAAGUCCUGCUUCCGCCGCCUGUUCAUUGCCAUGGCCUUGCAAGCAUCUGUCCAGAUGACCGGUGUCAGCGCCAUCCAGUACUACUCCGUCACCAUCUAUGGUAAAAUCGGCAUUUCCGGAGACGACACGCUCAAGUACCAGGCUAUCAACUCUAUUAUCGCCCUUGUCGCCCAAGUCUUGACCAUCCUCUUCAUCGACAAGACCGGCCGUCGCUGGCCGCUCAUCUUCGGCAAUUUGGGCAACAUGGUGACCUUUAUCAUCGCCACGGCCCUGCUUGCAAGCUUCCCGCCAGGUACCAGCGGAAACUCCUCUGCUGGUUGGGGCUUCAUCGCCAUGACUUGGCUGUACAACUUCUGCUUCUCUUGCACGUGUGGCCCUCUCUCCUGGAUCAUUCCCGCCGAGAUUUUUGAUACUCGCACCCGCAGCAAAGGCGUCGCCAUCGCCACCAUGACCUCCUUCGCCUUCAAUACCAUGAUUGGCCAGGUCACGCCCCUCGCUCUCGAUGCUGUCAGCUGGAAGUACUACAUCUUGUUCAUCGUUUGCAACUUCACCAAUGCCGUCUUUUUCUGGGCCAUCCUGCCCGAGACCAAGCAGCGCCCACUCGAGGAGAUGAACUACCUUUUCACGAACGCACCUCUCUUCGUCCCCACAAUGGACAUGAGCGCCGUCCAGACGCACGAUCUCGAGCGCAGAGCCGAGGAGGUGGAGCGCAAGGGCAGCAUUGUGCGGCAGCAGGAGGUGGUCUACCAUUAG